UGAGUGGUUGGGUUUGGGUGGAGUUCGGUGGAGUAAAGUUGGAUGUAGUAUACACAUUUUUUUCUCUCAAAUUAGCCAGGAUACGCUACAAUGUCAUAGCAGCAAGACCAUAGGAAUUCGGAAAGAAACCUGAUUUUAUCAUAGAACACGAGCAUAGAUAUAUCGAUAAUGGGUGAUGUAAGUGAAGAAUCGUUGUUGGAUUAUUUCUACUCAGCCGGAGGGAAAGUAAAAAAUUCAGAUUUAAUGAAAACAUACAAGCCUUUUAUUGGUCACAAGGACAUGGAGCUGCGUGCCAAAUACAGAGAGGAGUUCAAACAGACCAUCGACAGGAUUGCUGUUGUGAAAUCAGAGAAUGGUGAGAAGUACCUAGUUCUGAAGAAGAGAUACCGGCAGCAGAAGCAGGACAGUGAGACAGAGCCUGGGACAGACAGACAGGCCAGCCCUGCCAGGCCAUCGGCCUCAGCCCAGUGGGAUGGGUCAGGGGUCUCGUCUCUCUCCAGUGCCCAGAUGGAACCAGACCUCCAGCCUGAACCGGCCAGGGCAGAGGAGAGGAAGCCUUCCCAGGUGACGUGGUGUGGAAGAGGCCCCAGCAUUACUGUCACAGAGGCACCCGAGCAGGAGCACAUGCAAGAGGAUCAGCACACUGAGAGAAAACCCUCACCGUCUGUUUCGGAGGAACCCCUUGUGCACAGCAACGGGGAGAAUGAGCUAGACAGAGACUCAGGGUCAAAGUCAGAGUCCGAAGAGCAGGAAGAGGAGUGUACGGGCAGUAUGGGCUCCACCCCAGUGGCUCUGGACCCUGUGGAGAAGGAAUGGAUCUACUCUGCUGCGUGUGGCCGUCUCUCUGACCUCGCCCAGCUGCUACAACAGGAGCCCUCCCUGGCCAACAAGAAGGUCUGGGUUUCAUUUACAGCUCUACACUGGGCAGCCAAACAUGGCAAAGAGGACAUGGCUACCAUGAUGGCCAAUGCAGGGGCUGACAUCAACACUAAAUCUCAUGGGGGCUAUACACCCCUGCAUAUUGCAGCAUUGCAUGGCCAUCGAAACAUUUUGGAGCUGCUCAUUGGAAAAUAUGAUGCGAAGGAGAACCUCCGGGACUACAGUGGCCAUCUUGCAUGCCAGUACCUGAACACCAGGGAGCCUACAGAGGAUGACAGAGCAGCUCCAGAGGAGAUACAAUUCCCUGAGUUCCAUGUGGCCCAGGCCAGAGACCGCAGCAGGAACAGGAAGUUGACCUCGUUGUUCCAGUCCAAGAAGAAGUGGGGCUCAGCGGAGGAGCUAGCCCCUGUAGAGGAGGAAAAGGUGGCACUAGCACCCCAUCAACUCAUCGUCCCCGCAUUCAGACCCAGGAAAUUCUCACGCUGAGAAAGUAGGUAACCAAAUUCCCCAACAUGCAAUGAUGACAUAAGUACAUGUUCAGUCAGUGUAUGUUUAUUUGAAUUUGAAUGUAUGCUUUUAUGGUAUGUAUGCUUGUAUGUCUCGUGCCUUCGGAAAGUAUUCAGACCCCUUGACUUUUUCCACAUUUUGUUACAUUACAGCCUUAUUCUA
Molecule: messenger RNA, 1548 nt
Organism: Salvelinus sp. IW2-2015
Lineage: Eukaryota; Metazoa; Chordata; Actinopteri; Salmoniformes; Salmonidae
Source: RefSeq, a predicted model, not a curated record